Lodderomyces margitis is the source of this 1602-nucleotide messenger RNA. RefSeq lists its product as uncharacterized. Lineage: Eukaryota; Fungi; Ascomycota; Pichiomycetes; Serinales; Debaryomycetaceae. The transcript has a single exon. The record is from RefSeq and is a predicted model, not a curated record. Bases 1 to 1602 code for a protein of 533 amino acids. Gene Ontology annotation, molecular function: protein binding.
AUGGAUUUCGUUACUCUCAAUAGACCCAUAGGCUAUAGCAAGUUACCACUAAAGUACGGCUCCGCCUCACUACUGACACCCUUGAACGAAAAUAAUAACAGCAUUGGAGCACUACAAGUUUCGUUCGACUUGAUAAACUUGCCCAUUGAAAUUAUUGGCAAUAUAAUCAACUAUUUAUCACAAUUCGAUAUUUUAUCCUUGUGUCGAACAUGUCACAAGAUGCAUGAACUAUGCAAUUCACGCUUAUAUAACCAUAUAAUUAUCGACUCCCAAUUCAACAUUUUCAACAACGAAUAUCGAAUAAAUGGUAAAACAUACAUCAAUAGUUCAUUCAAUUUGAAACGGUUUAUUAAAGUUUUCAACAAAUCCCACCAUGACCAUCACAUUUACUCAUUUCAUUGUAAGAAUCUUCCUGAUUCAUUGGAUAUUUAUGACUACAACUUGAAUCAGGACUUGAUCUUGUUAUUUAGCAAGUUGAACCAUUUACAAAGUUUGAUUUGGUUAGAUGAUAAUUUUCGACUAGAUUUUUUAUACAAUUUACCUCAAAAACAACUCCUAACUACAUUAAUCCUUAAUUUGAAAUUUAGUAAUUACCUUAGUGAAAUUAAUCAAGCUGUCGACUUUGGUGAUUUUCAAAAGUUGAAAUUUCCCAAUUUGGUCAACUUUCAAAUAAAACCGUUUAAAGAUUCGGCGAAAUUGCGACAAAUUGUUGAUAAUUUACUCAUAAAUGACGAUGACCCAAGUCGAGUUGGGGAACGAUUGCGCCAAUUGUCAUUUUCGGGACAAAAUCAAUCCGUCUAUGUUGUCAGGACGCUAUUUCUUUGCACCAGGUUGAGACAUUUGCCCGAAUUGACCUCACUUGCGUUAAAUGACAUGGUGGUAUCUAUAGAUGAUGCCAAACUUUUAACACAAUCGGUUGAUUUGUCAAAGUUGAAGUUUUUGCAAUUGAAGAGGAUUACUGAAAUAGAACAUGAUCAGCGACAAAGCUCAUUUCUUUUAAACUUGAGGGGAAAGUUCAAACUGCUUUGCCAUUUAUCAUUAAAUGUUCAGGAACACAGGGAUACAGCUGCCCAGUUUAUACAGAAUCUCCCGCCAUUAACGUCACUCGACAUCAUUACAAGCACAAACCAACAUACUGAGCUUGCUGAAUGCAUUGUUAAACAUUGUAAUUUAAAAAAGCUCUCCAUUGUCAUUUACAAAACAGUUGAUGACCUAUUAUAUGAAGAUAUCCACAGUGUAUUUUACGAUUCACUUGUGUCACUCAAUUUAACCAGUCUUCGAAUCAACAACACUUCCAACAUACAAGGUCUUGUUCAUUUAGUUUCAUCUCAAAAACAACUUAAAUUCUUGGAUUUAUUAGGUGCGAAAGCAGGUGGUGCGCCAAAUUUAGGUCUUGGGAUGAUUCACCCCACGGUAUUUGACGAAUGGUUUAAAGUGCAACAUGUCGUGUUGUUUUAUCUUACGAAAAACCGAGCAAUCGAGUAUAUUCGAAUUGGCGAUUGUAUCUUUCAGUGUAAACUGGACUUGUCGGUGAAUCCAAGAGGUGGGCUAAAUGAUUGGUUUGACGAGAGGGUUAGAGUAUUUGCUACUUUAGGGUUAUGA